AUGAUUCAGAUUUUGCUGAUUAUUGAUCGUGUUUAUGCGAUAGAACAGAAUAUGUAUACUGUCAAUUCUAAAUAUUUGGUAGAGGAUGAAUAUUUAUGGUACACUGAUGAUUACGAUCUUUUCAAUUACCUACAAAAGGCUAAAACAGGUCCAACCAACAAAGUAUCCAUACAGUUGUACUAUGAAUCAUUGUGUACGGGUUGCAUAGAAUUUAUUACGGAAAAUUUUACAACUGUGGUGGAAAGAUUGAAUUCGUAUUUAACAUUCCAAACCUACCCUUACGGAAACGCGAAGACGUUUCGGCGUAACGGACGGUACGAAUUUAAAUGCCAGCACGGACUGAAGGAAUGCUAUGGAAACAAAUUACACGCAUGUGCGAUAGAUCUUUUGCAGAAUGUAACACAAGCAGUAAUAUUCAAUUCGUGCAUGAUGGAGCCCAAAGAGGGAAAACGCGGUUCAAAUGACUACGCAGCUGACGCAUGUGCCAAAAAACAUGAUGUCGAUGCGGCUCCAAUAAAAGAAUGUGCAAAGGGAGACAAAGGAAGUGAACUUUUGAAAUACUACGGUGACGAAACUAAAAGGGCAAACGUUAGCUAUGUACCUUUAGUUGGUAAAGCCUCUGAGCGCGUUACCAGGCAGGCCACCUCCGGUGGCGACCAACAAGCCCAAGGAAAGGUGCCGGCUCUGCAAAACACUAGGGGUAGCACAGACCAAGACCACGACGUGUUAGGGUUGACAAAGUCGAUGCUGAAU
Molecule: messenger RNA, 753 nt
Organism: Iphiclides podalirius (scarce swallowtail)
Lineage: Eukaryota; Metazoa; Arthropoda; Insecta; Lepidoptera; Papilionidae
Source: the annotation of a GenBank genome assembly